Molecule: messenger RNA, 3102 nt
Organism: Thermothelomyces thermophilus ATCC 42464
Lineage: Eukaryota; Fungi; Ascomycota; Sordariomycetes; Sordariales; Chaetomiaceae
Exons: 6
Coding region: 315-2753 (812 amino acids)
Biological process (GO): positive regulation of mitotic metaphase/anaphase transition; protein K11-linked ubiquitination; anaphase-promoting complex-dependent catabolic process
Cellular component (GO): nuclear periphery; anaphase-promoting complex
Molecular function (GO): protein binding
Source: RefSeq, a predicted model, not a curated record
GGAAGAAGCAUCCGAAUGUUUGACAAAUACCAGUCUCGGGCCAAAUCAGUUUGAUCUCUCGUGGUUUUUUUCUGGAUGCCCGAUGCAAGCCAGAUAAUGGCUCCAGAAGAGUCGCGAAACAACCCGCACAAUCCAGUCUGACAACAAUUGUUUCCACUCCGUAUAACAGCGCAGCUCGCUCGACUCACACAUAGAACAGUCACAGCAAUCAAACUCCAUUCACGACUGAUAACGCAGCCAACCCGCCAACCUUCCCUCCCUCCCCGCAUUUAGCAAAGAAAAGAAAAGGGGGGGAGAGCGGACAGAGGAAAAGAAUGGCGGCCGAUCCGACCUCACCCCCCCAAAACCAUCUGGCCGAACUCCCACUGCUCGGCACUACCGCCCUGCCCGCCCCGGCAACAGGCAGCCAUCUCGCGUGUAACCCGGUCAUUGCCCUAGCCGUCACGGUUGGCGAGGCCGGUGCGGCCUUGCAUGUCUGGCGCGCUGGCGAUCAGGGGCUGGUGUCCAAGCAUUUGGAAAGGGGUGGGCGGAAGGUGGAGGCAAUCGCUUGGAGGGAGGACGGGCAAGUCCUCGCUGCGGGAUGGAGUGAUGGGGUGGUGAGGUUGAUGGGGUUGGAGGGUGCUAAGGCGGUACACCAGAUCAGGGUCUCUGACGAAUGUCGUGGCAGUGGUGAUGGCGCUGCCGACGGCGGAAGGAUUGUCUUUAUUGCUUGGAGGAGGAAUGUCACGGCGGAGGGUCGACGACGCAGAGGAAAGGGUGAUGGGCAAGUAGGGACAGACGAGAGGAGGAUUUUGCUAGAUGGGGAGAGGACAGGUGAUGUGGCAGUUGAUUUGCCGCGUGAGCUGAUCUUCUUGGAGGCUGAGACGGCGCUACCAAAGUUGAGCCCGUUGCCUGCCGGGGGCGCAGCGGACGAUAUGUUUCUCUUCUCGUCAACAGCAUCUUUGGAAACUCUCUUCCGUCCAUGCCAGGCCGAGGAUGCGGACAAUGUCCACGUCAUGGUUGUGGGAACGGCUGAUGGCGAAAUACAUCUCAGCCUGAACGACUCGUUCGUGGUCGGGACGCUAAAGACGCCGCCCCAUGGAGAGGUAACACUUGAGCUGUGUGGGCAUAGCUCACGAGCCGAGAGUUCCACGCAUAUGCUGCUGCUUCAACCACGGGCUGGAGACGGUACGAGGCUCUAUCUGGUACCGAUGCGUCUCGGGUUCCUUGACCAUUCACCGGUCAACCUUUCGCUUCUGGCGUCUAAAGUAACGUCGCUUCAGAACUUGCUGCGGUAUUUGAAGGCGACACUGUCGCACAUGGCCAACGAGUGGCAGUCAACCCAGGAGUUACCCAGACGCUUCAUGGCCGGAGUUGAGGAUGACCUCAAGAGGCUACCAAGCGGCAGCAUGACGGUGGUUCAGGCACUCUACCAUACGGCAGCGACGGGUCACGUUUUCGAGCCCGUGAAAGAGUGGCUCCUGGACACGCUUGGGGAUCGAGGACAUAAGCGCUGGGAGAAGGCGGUAGUAGCCGGCCUGACAGGUCUCCGUGACCUAGUCCAUGGCAACUUCAUCCCAGCCUUAGAGAGAUGCGGUGUCAUUCUUAGCCGGCUGCUCGGCAUCGCCCGUUUCUACGGUCCAGAGGAGGCCAUCGGGUUCGAUGAAGAUCAAGUGCGCAAGCUUACGGACAUCGUCUCAUGUCUGAUGAUGACAGCCCACAGGGUGCUGACCAUCGUCAUGGACGAGCUGGAGCACUUCGGCGCGUUCUCGACCUGGUUGCGGCUUGAAAUCGACAAGCAAGGGUCGUCAUCACACGCCGAGGAGCUCUCCGAAAAAGAAGCGACAAUGGACCACCCGAGAGUACUGUCGUACAUCCGGUAUUACUUGGCCAGUAGCCCGUUGGCACUACACCUUGACGAGGUGGCCAAGGAGGACUACAUCAGGGAUCGGGAGAUGGUUACGCCCGGCCUCUCUUUGACGGACUUGCUUGACAAGCAGCUGCAGGAGCAUGACGCAGGCAGGCCCUAUAUGAAGGUCCUGCCGCGGAUCGGCUUCCAGUUGAACUACCUGACUGCUAAAGCGAAUGCUGUUUUUGAAGGUAUCGCCAAUUCAGAGAAGCAGGGGGUUGAGUUCGGUCGAGCGACCGAAGUAUCGGUAGGGAGAAAGAUUUGGAAGCACCAUCUCUGGAUGGGACGCACCGGCAACAGGAAUCAUUCAACCGGGGUGUUCACCGCCGUGGUACUAGAAGAUGAUAAGUCGAGGAUUUACAUUGUUCGUUCCGAUGUCCCACUUAGCGGCGGUGUCGGCGAAGCAACCGCAACAAGGGCAUGUGGGCUCGGAUUGCCGGACGGCGUAACCGUUGUCGACUUCAAGUUUCUGGACGACAAGUCCUUGUUGGUCUUGUGCAGCCAAAAAGGCAAGGAAAGGAUCUACAAGUCAGGAAAGCAUGUUGAAGCUAACGAGCAGACAGAGGAACCAAAGUCGGUUCUCCUACGGAUUGCGUACCAAUCAGCCCGUAUGCCCUAUCAAGAGCAUGUCGAAGGGCAGACGCCUCCUAUGUUGGAACUUGGUGGGACACGGAAAGACAUGGUCACGUCGUCUUACGCCUUCUCCAACGCGUCUGGCUUCACGCCUAUCCAGAUGGAGGUCCAGAGGGCGAGCAAGCUGAGGGGCGAGAUCCCGGCUAGAGUCUGUCUUAUGGGACGAGAUAGAGCCGUGUUAAGGACGUAUGCGCUCCCGAGCACCUUAGACGAGGAGGAGAACCAGCAAUGAAGGGAUUGUUGGCGGUCCUGAGAACGCGAGGAGGGCUGCCAAGACUUUCAAGGGGAAAAGAGAGUAAAAGAGCAAGGCGAAAGGGAACAAGGAGGAAAGAAAGGACGAAAGAAAGAAAGGAAGGAAGGAAGGAAGAAGGAAAAAAGAAGAAAGAAAGGGAAAGCAGCGCUGCACGGCAAUGUCCGGGGGUUUGGGCAAUGGGUUGUUUGGUCUGUUGGUCGCUGAGGAGCCCGACCUUGUGUAGGCGAAAUGGUUUCUUACAGGAUACUCUCAGAGGACUUUGGCCGAAGCUGCGCCUGUUGCUCGACUACGGUUCUGACCAUCCGGUGGUUGUCGGUUGGGGGCAUAC